CUUGAACCGAAAUUUGGAAUAUUUUUAAGUAAAAAUAAGAAGAAUCGGAAGCUAGAAAAUGCCGGAGCCGCGAAGCCCCAUGGCCAGCUUCGCCCAAUCGGUGCAGAAUGUCAUCGAUGGACCCAUUACAUGGUUCCGUGAGACGAUCGUGGAACCGAACCAGGAGAAAUACAACUGGUACCAUCAGCGCUUCAACCGAGUGCCGACCAUCGAUCAGUGCUACACGGACGAUGCCGUCUGCCGCUUCGAGGCGGACCAGCAAUUCCGUCGGGAUCGCAUGGUGGACAACGAGAUUGUGAGCAUUCUGCGCCAGCGUUUCGAGGACUGUACGCUAUACGAGGCGCCCGAUCACAUGAUCAAGUGCAAGCCCAUACUCGAGCAGUACGAAAAGGCCACCGAGAAUUGGUUCAUUAAAUAUGGCGAUUUGGGCGGCUACGCCAAUGCCAAGACGGCCUACAUGAAGCAGAAGCAUCGUUUGAUCUGGGAGCGACGUCACGGCCCAGUGGGCAGCGGCAUGAAGGGCGAAGAGCAGGCCGCUCAUUGAGUCUUCGUUCAUCCUCCUCCGAGACGGAACUGAGGUUUUGUUUAGUUCAAUUUUCCGUGAUUUCAAAACAUAAUACACACCCCGAAAUGGUAAACACAAGUA
Messenger RNA from Drosophila guanche, 646 nucleotides. It is a transcript of the gene ND-PDSW, whose product is annotated as NADH dehydrogenase [ubiquinone] 1 beta subcomplex subunit 10. The record is from RefSeq and is a predicted model, not a curated record. The transcript has 4 exons. The coding region runs from base 59 to 544 and encodes 161 amino acids. NCBI's taxonomy places the organism in Eukaryota, Metazoa, Arthropoda, Insecta, Diptera, Drosophilidae.